Molecule: messenger RNA, 1100 nt
Organism: Olea europaea var. sylvestris
Lineage: Eukaryota; Viridiplantae; Streptophyta; Magnoliopsida; Lamiales; Oleaceae
Product: stress-related protein-like
Exons: 3
Coding region: 190-930 (246 amino acids)
Source: RefSeq, a predicted model, not a curated record
GUCGAACAGAAUAUUCGGCAAACACGCGCUUUCUCACCUCAACGCCUCCCUCAAUCUACUCGAAUAGCGUGCCGUGUAUAGCGUCCCUUUAUAUAUUAAAACACACAGCAUCACAUAAUAUAAUGCAUUAUUGGAAUUUGAAUCCAUUAUUUUCGAAUAUUCAAACUCACGAACCCUAAUUUAGAGGUAAUGGCAGAAUCAAACCCCAAAUCUCAACCAGAAGUUAUGGAGAGCGAGGAGCAGAAGAUGAAACGCUUGGAAUUCGUGCAAGUUGCGGCUUUCCAUGCGGUGAUUUUUGCUGCGAAAGUCUAUAAUUACGCCAAGGAUAAAUCAGGGCCGUUGAAGCCCGGGAUCCACACAGUCGAGGGCACCGUCAAGACCGUUGUGGGACCCGUCUACGACAAAUACCAUGAUGUUCCCGUCGAACUGCUCAAAUUUGUUGAUCGCAAGGUCGACGAGUCGAUGAACAAGGUGCAGAGUCAUGUCCCCACAGUUCUUAAGCAAGUGUCAACCCAAGCCUUCUCGAGUGCUCAGAAAGCUCCAUCAAUGGCUCGCUCCGUCGUGACAGAAGUCAAAACUGCUGGAGUUGUUGAAACUGCCUCAGGUCUUGCGAAAACCUUUUACGCCAAAUACGAACCUGCUGCCAAGGAUCUGUAUUCCAAGUACGAACCGGUAGCUGAACAUUUUGCUGUGUCGACCUGGAGAUCUCUCAAUCAGCUCCCGCUCUUCCCUCAAGUGGCUCAAGUCGUCGUUCCAACGGCCAGUUAUUAUACCGAGAAGUACAACCAGACUAUUCAACUUUCGGCUGAGAAAGGGCACAAAGUUGCAUCAUAUCUUCCGUUGGUCCCAACCGAAAAGAUCGCAAAGGCAUUUAGCGCUGAUAAAACUAAGCCCAUGGUUUCGACCGGAGGAGCUGUUGAAGCACAUUGAUGCUGCUUCCAUUACUGUAAUGCUAUUAUCAUGGUAAAAUGGUGAUAUAUUUACAUGACAAUGUUGUGGAUAGUAGAUAAACAACAAGUGUUAUGAAAUACUUCGUUUUCUUUUCUUUUGUUUACUGUCUAUUCCUAGUAUGAAUGAAUAAAUUAUAUUCAUUUUUGUAU